AUGCCUCCCCUGCACCCCGAGUCCCAGGUCUGCGCCCCAAAUCUCCCCCUGCACCCCAAACUCCAGGUCUGCACCCCACGCAUCCCCCACACCCCGAGUCCCAGGUCUGCACCCCAAAUCUCCCCUGCUCCCCCAAAUCUGGGUCUGCACCCAGGUCUGAACCCCACGCUUCCCCCGCACCGCAAAUACCAGGUCUGCACCCCAAAUUUCCCCCUGUACCCCACAUCUCCUGCACCCCAAAUUCCACGUCUGCAUGCAGGUCUGCACCCCAAAUCUCCCCCUGCACCUCAAACUCCAG
Messenger RNA from Charadrius vociferus (killdeer), 298 nucleotides. Its product is annotated as vegetative cell wall protein gp1-like. The annotation marks the transcript as partial. The transcript has 2 exons. The record is from RefSeq and is a predicted model, not a curated record. NCBI's taxonomy places the organism in Eukaryota, Metazoa, Chordata, Aves, Charadriiformes, Charadriidae.